UGACAUUUCAUUAUUAGACUAAUUGAUUGCAGCUAGAAAAUUUGAAGGUCAAUGAAAGAGCAAAACUGUUUCACAUAACAUCAGAGGAGCUUGUGUGAUUAUGAUAAUACUUAAUUUAGGACCCUGUAAGAUAAUGGUAUAGUCCAAUUGUGCACCCCUCCACACUGAGAUCAUUUGAAACUGCCCAUCCUGCAGUGACUGCUGGGAAGAUACACAGACGUAGCAAACUGAAGAGUUUCUUCUUCAGGUAAACAUCGCUGGCUCUUCCUCCAGACGCAAUGGCUGAAAAUGAGAUCUUAGAAGACCCAGAGAAGCUGAAGAGGGGCCUUGUGAAGGUUCUAGAAUGUGUGGCCACCAUCUCGUCAGCAGCAGCGGUGGUCAAUCCCAUCUUCGGUGUGGCGGGCUCUCUCAUCCGGGUGGUGCUGCACCAUGUGGACGAUGAAGACAUUCAGAAACUCAAACGUGAGUUUGGCAGCGUGAAUCGAGCCCUGGAUGAAAUCUCACAGCAGAACCAGAAUGUAUUGCUUCAGAUCAGGAAGGAGACGGUGGAUGGCCUGUACUGUCGUGUAGAAGAAAACAUUCGCAAUCAGUUCUGCAAAUUCAUGGACACCGUGGAGGCAACGGCAGCACACGAACAGCGCAGGAAGGAAUUUGAAAUGAGCUUUGUGAUCAAUCAGUGUGACCAGAACCUGCACACACUGUAUGGUGCUGUGAUGGGCGAAUCAAAGAUCUUCAGCCAGCCCAUCCUAGAGGUGUACAUGAAACAUUCACAGGGUGACCAGCGCGUUAUGGAGAACCUCUGCACACGACUCACAUACCUGUUCUGCAUCGGCCUCAUUGCUCUCAUGAGUUAUGCUGCCAUCGUCGGAGAUGAUGAGGAAGCUUUGAGCAUCGAGUGGGAAGAGAAAAUGAAAGAUGUGGCCAAAAAAAUGUCAGAAGUGCUGAUCACUUAUUAGUGACUUUAACCCACUUGACUUUUUACCCCACUUUUCUUCAUCUAUCUUUCUGUCUUCUCUGUCUAUUUUAAUUGUCAAUGCACUAGCAACUAAUAAAAGAAAAUCACAACAACUACCUAGCAAUGCUCUCACAACCUCUCAAAACCUCUGUAACCCCAUCUAUCUAUCUAUCUAUCUAUCUAUCUAUCUAUCUAUCUAUAUCCUAGCAACCACCUAUCAACCACUCAAAACAAUGUAGCAUCUGCUUAGCAAUUGCCUUGCAACCACCAUGAACAACCUGUUAACCCAUUCCUAAUGUGUACCUGCAAAUAUUUGCACUUGUGAAACAAAAGUUAUAUGAUACUGUGAUGCAGUGAUAUUAUUUUCUGACUAUUUUCAUCUUUCUCUACAUUCUACUACAUUAGCUCAAACUUAAUCUGCCCAAGCCAAAGUCAAAAUAAUAACUUUUCUUUAAUGUCAAUUGAUGUUACAAAUCUGUAAUCCUAAUGACUUACAUAGCCUUAAACUAUUUUUUUUCUGUAAAUCUCUAUCUCUCUAGAAUAACAUUCUAUUGUUAUAUUCUUCUAGCAUUGUCUCAAGUACUAUGUAGAAUUAUGAAUAAAGCGAUUGUGCUUUAAA
Ctenopharyngodon idella (grass carp) is the source of this 1574-nucleotide messenger RNA. RefSeq names its product protein rapunzel. The transcript is spliced from 2 exons. The coding region runs from base 279 to 956 and encodes 225 amino acids. The record is from RefSeq and is a predicted model, not a curated record. NCBI's taxonomy places the organism in Eukaryota, Metazoa, Chordata, Actinopteri, Cypriniformes, Xenocyprididae.